AUGGUGCUUCAUUGCAGCCUUUGAGGCUUCGUUUAAAGUCACGACAGUGGUAACAGGCAGGUUGGAUCCGUUUAGGUCGUGGAGGGUUUCUUGACUACAGCCUUGGAUCUCCCGAAUGGUCGUUGUUAAACCACAGAACAUAACAAAUACUAUGGCAAGUUAUCAUACACAGGUGUAUGGAGGCGAUUACAGUCCCUCCGAUUUGAUGACGAGAAAAUAGCAGUGCAUCACACACUUUUGAAACUCAUAUAUAUAAAUAUAUGUUCUCCUGGUAACUGGGGAGAUUGGACCACAUCGGCGUGAUCAUUGUAUCCGACACUUGGCUCGUAUCGGUGUACUUGUAAGCUAUUCGAUUUUUGUAGUGCGUGUGCAAUCAGCGUAUCAGUAUUGAAAACACCCUUUAAUUAAACUUUUUUUUCUUUUUUUUUAUGCCUUGCUGAUUUCACACACACACCAACGUGGCCGAAUUAAUCCACUACAGGGGCCCUUAUCGACCCCCCUGUUUGUGGUAACUUAGUUAACCACACAUUUAUUCGGCGAUGCAUGCACCGUGCAAACUUUGACACAAGACGUCCUCUACGAGACGAGCAAUGCGGGACACACUUUAACGCCCUUAUUUCAGCCGAUACUUUACUUUAGAUGUGAAUAUUCCCCCCCCCCCCAAAAAAUCAAAUUGGCCCAAACAAACUCAAACAAAGGGAGAUGUGUUGCCUGGUUUGGGGUCUAAACCUUGCCCCGUUGGUAACCUGGUCUUGCACAGAGAUGUAGUUGUAGCCCGUUUGAGAUUUUAUCGAUGGACAACAGCGCAGUUGAUGAGAGAGGUAGAAAAUACGACCUACUGAUCAAGAGAGGCCUCCCAGAGUGCAUCCCGCUCAGCUGGAAGAAGACAUUUCUGAUGCCGUCCCACCGCACACCCAUCGCGAGACCUCCAUGCCUGGCCACCCUAGGGUUUUCUAGGAAAGCAUCGUUGGGUGGACAGGUUUACGAAUGGUGCAACGAUACACAAUCAGAAGUCAGAAAUGGCAAAAAGUGAAAAGUACUACCGAAAACAACUUAGGAACCAAAAGGAGACAUUUGAAACCAUCAGUGCUAAAAAGGAACAAUCUAUGCGUCGCAGAUACCCUUAUCACUGUUGCAAAUCCACAACACAGUACUUGUCCGGCCCACCGCCCGUCCAAUCGCAUGCAUCUGGCAGGGGAGCAGGCUUGCUUUAAAAGUUGCAUCUGGUGCCGGUGAGCACAGGAUCUACCGACCCGCACAGGAAAAUCUAGAGCCGGCAAAAUGGUUGAAUGGACAGACUUCGAGCGCGCCACCAUCCAGGACAUCUUCGCCAAGAUGGACUAUGACGACGUGGGCCCUGCUGCUCUUUCCAGGUGUUUGGUUGUCUACCCCUGGACUCAGAGGUAUUUUGGCAACUUUGGAAACCUCUACAACGCCGCUGCCAUCACUUCAAACCCAAUGGUUGCAGCUCACGGAAAAGUUGUCCUCCACGGUCUGGACCGGGCUCUGAAGAACAUGGACAGCAUCAAGGAAACCUACGCCGAGCUGAGCGUGCUCCACUCCGAGAAACUGCAUGUGGACCCCGACAAUUUCCGGCUGCUGGCCGACUGUCUGACCAUUGUGGUGGCUGCUCGGAUGGGCAAAAACUUCACCGGUGAUGUCCAGGCAGCUUUUCAGAAGUUCCUGGCCGUGGUGGUGUCCUCCCUGGGAAGGCAGUACCACUAGAGA
Molecule: messenger RNA, 1728 nt
Organism: Xiphias gladius (swordfish)
Lineage: Eukaryota; Metazoa; Chordata; Actinopteri; Istiophoriformes; Xiphiidae
Product: hemoglobin subunit beta
Exons: 4
Coding region: 1282-1725 (147 amino acids)
Biological process (GO): hydrogen peroxide catabolic process; oxygen transport
Cellular component (GO): blood microparticle; hemoglobin complex; haptoglobin-hemoglobin complex
Molecular function (GO): peroxidase activity; haptoglobin binding; organic acid binding
Source: RefSeq, a predicted model, not a curated record